Acomys russatus (golden spiny mouse) is the source of this 2059-nucleotide messenger RNA. RefSeq names its product alcohol dehydrogenase iron containing 1 (gene Adhfe1). Gene Ontology annotation, cellular component: mitochondrion. Bases 135 to 1538 code for a protein of 467 amino acids. The record is from RefSeq and is a predicted model, not a curated record. Gene Ontology annotation, molecular function: metal ion binding; alcohol dehydrogenase (NAD+) activity. Lineage: Eukaryota; Metazoa; Chordata; Mammalia; Rodentia; Muridae. The transcript is spliced from 14 exons.
CCUGGAAAAUGAGCCAAAGCUGAGUCAGGUGACCUUGCAAAGUGAGUUGGAGGCAAAUGUUUUUCUCCUAGAGUCCAGCUGCCCUGAUUGGCUGGCAGUGGGGGUGGAGCAGCCAGAGGACAAGGAAGACUGCCAUGGCUGCAGCUGCACGCGCGAGGGUCACACACUUGCUGAAGCACCUGCAAAGCGCAGCAUGCCAGUGUCCAACACAUUCUCAUACUUACUCCCAAGCUCCCGGACCCUCACCUUCAGGAAAAACAACAGAUUACGCCUUCGAGAUGGCUGUUUCAAAUAUCAGAUAUGGAGCAGGGGUUACAAAGGAAGUGGGCAUGGAUCUACAGAAUAUGGGAGCUAAGAAUGUUUGCUUGAUGACAGACAAGAACCUCUCCCAGCUCCCUCCUGUACAAAUAGUAAUGGAUUCCCUGUCAAAGAAUGGCGUCAGCUUUCAGGUUUAUGAUGACGUGAGGGUGGAACCUACAGAUGGAAGCUUCAUGGACGCAAUUGAAUUUGCCAAAAAGGGAGCCUUUGAUGCCUAUGUUGCUGUGGGUGGGGGCUCCACCAUGGACACCUGUAAAGCUGCUAAUCUGUAUGCAUCCAGCCCUCACUCUGAGUUCCUUGACUAUGUGAAUGCCCCCAUUGGGAAGGGGAAGCCGGUGACUGUGCCUCUUAAACCUCUGAUCGCAGUUCCAACUACCUCAGGAACCGGCAGUGAGACUACCGGGGUUGCCAUUUUUGACUAUGAACAUUUGAAAGUAAAAACUGGCAUUGCUUCACGAGCCAUCAAACCCACCCUGGGACUAGUUGACCCCCUACACACUCUCCACAUGCCUUGCCAGGUGGUCGCCAACAGUGGCUUCGACGUCCUUUGCCAUGCUCUGGAAUCCUACACCGCCCUUCCCUACAGCAUGCGGAGCCCCUGCCCUUCCAACCCCAUCCAACGGCCAGCCUACCAGGGCAGCAACCCAAUCAGCGACAUCUGGGCAGUCCACGCACUGCGGAUUGUUGCUAAGUAUCUGAAGAGGGCUGUCAAUUAUCCUGAUGAUCUGGAAGCAAGGUCUAGUAUGCACCUGGCAAGUGCUUUUGCUGGCAUUGGCUUUGGAAAUGCUGGUGUUCAUCUGUGCCAUGGCAUGUCUUACCCAAUUUCAGGUUUAGUGAAGACAUAUAAGGCCAAGGAAUACAAUGUGGAUCACCCUUUGGUGCCCCAUGGCCUUUCUGUGGUGCUCACAUCUCCAGCAGUGUUCACCUUCACAGCCCAGAUGUUUCCGGAGCGGCACCUGGAGACAGCAGAAAUACUAGGAGCUGAUAUCCGCACUGCCAGGAUCCAAGAUGCUGGGCCUGUGUUGGCAGAUACCCUCCGAAAAUUCCUAUUUGACCUAAAUGUUGAUGAUGGUCUCUCGGCCCUUGGCUACUCCAAGGAUGACAUCCCUUCACUGGUGAAAGGAACACUGCCCCAGGAAAGGGUAACGAAGCUUGCACCCCGUGCUCAUUCCGAAGAGGAUUUGUCUGCUUUGUUUGAGGCAUCGAUGAAACUGUACUAAUUACCAUUUAUUGGGAAGAAUCACCAUUGGCCCUGGCAACAGGUUACAGAGAGAAGACGUUGAUCAGGCUCCACCUUUGUCUUUUUAUCUCCACACUUAAUUUAAAUGUGAUAUGAUUCUAUCCUUUGGGAGAGUCCUUGCCGUUCAAUCUGUAAAACCAAUGGGCCACACCCCAGGGGUCAGUGUUCCUGCACCAAACCCCACUCCACAUUCUGCCUCUCAGUCCAUGUGCCAAAUGGACCAAACCUUCCACCAAAUGCAUAAAUAUGUGUAGCCUAUGUCUAGACACUGCAGGGUCUAGAGAUUUAUCCUAAAGAAAUACUAGCAUUAGUGUGCAAAGAAAUAUGACAAGGAUGUCUGACAGCACUAUUUGGGUAAUAAAAAUUAAAACGAUCUAAAUAUUCAUGUAUACAUUCUAAUAUAGUACAUGGUAGGUUAAUAAAGAUGAAGUAAAUCUCUUGGAAAUAUGCCUGUUUCAUAAAGAGUGUUGGCAGAAAACAGGUGGCAGAAAAAUUAUAUAA